AUGCGGUGGCAUGACAGACGCCAAGUCUUGCUAUCGGAUGAUGGGAGAUUUGCACUCUAUGAUGAGUACUGGAACAAAUCCUUGAUGACAGCAAAGGUCGAGUACUAUUUUGAGAAUCUACCGGAAGACGUUCGUGGAGUUUCUAAAUGGGAGAACGACGAGGGCAGAAUCUAUACAAACAAUCUGGUAUACAUCUACAAAGUGCGGAAGAACGCAGUCGAGGGCAAAGGAAUCCCAUUGCCAACUUUCCUUCCGCUGCUAGAAACGAUUGUUCCAAUUGUACCUAUAAAGUUUAUUUGA
Molecule: messenger RNA, 300 nt
Organism: Cooperia oncophora
Lineage: Eukaryota; Metazoa; Nematoda; Chromadorea; Rhabditida; Trichostrongylidae
Source: the annotation of a GenBank genome assembly